Passer domesticus (house sparrow) is the source of this 2685-nucleotide messenger RNA. RefSeq names its product p53 apoptosis effector related to PMP-22-like. The record is from RefSeq and is a predicted model, not a curated record. The coding region runs from base 437 to 1267 and encodes 276 amino acids. Gene Ontology annotation, biological process: cell-cell adhesion. NCBI's taxonomy places the organism in Eukaryota, Metazoa, Chordata, Aves, Passeriformes, Passeridae. Gene Ontology annotation, cellular component: cell-cell junction; membrane. The transcript is spliced from 4 exons.
UUGCACACUGAGCAGCUGCAGACAGGCUCUGACAGGCCCCAGGCAGUGCUUGUACAGCCAGAUCCACUCAGGGUGUGUUUGUGAGGCUCAGUCAAAUCAGAACUCAGCUUUUGUUCUCCCAUUAAGGCUAUAUCCAGAUCAUACCAUAUUUUUAUUUUCUUCUGUACCUAUGCUUCAGAAGGGGAAGGCCCAACAGUGACAUUCUUUAUUGCCUUAGCUUUAUAACAGCUAUGGGAAUUUCUUUUGCUGUAAAAUAUAAGGUAUGAUUUCAUUUUUAAAUGGAGUCCUAGAAGGGCAGCUCACAGCCUCCAGGUGGCAAGUCUCAGAGGCAUCAUCCACCGUGUCAUGCAAACUGUUCCUUCUCGUCUCUGCUUUCUCCUGCCAUAGUGCAAAUCCCUUAGAAGAUGGAAAGGUGUAAGCACAGCUGCUGGUGGGGAUGUCAGGAAGGAAAGUGUUAAAUGCUGAGGGUAAACAUCUCCUGAUUUGUUACCUAGUCAGCAGGGCAGAGAAGAUCUCACAGAUAAACCCAGCCUCGAAGCUUCUCCCCAGCUCAACUGGUUAUUGCUCAGCGGCAGCUCUUACUCAUCUGAAUCUAGGUGCCGGCACCGCCUUUCCAGGAGCUCCGCAGAGGCACCAUCGCUUUGCGCGGCCCAGCCUGCGGCAGAGAGGCCUUGUCCUGCCAGCGCCUGCCCGAGCCAUGGUGAAGUACGGCCUCGACUACACGCGCUGCCGAUGGAUCCUUCCCCUGCUCCUGGGCAUCGGGGUCAUCUUCGGCAUCAUCGCGCUGGCAGGCUGGGGCUGGCUGGAGUCGCAGACCUUGCCCUAUGUGCUGCAAGCGUCGCUGUGGCAGAUCUGCAGGAGGCCUGGCCAGGGCGGGGAAUGGAGCUGCGAGUCCCUCAUGGACUACGCCUGGGGAAGAGCCGCUGCUGCCACAUACCUGGUUGGCUUCCUACUUCUAGUCAUCUGUUUUGCACUGGCCAUCAUAGCAUUUGCCAUUGACACUCUUCGGUUCAACUUCAUUCGUGGGAUCGGAGGCUUGCUUUUCGUGGCUGCUGUGUUCUCCAUCAUGGGCCUGGUGAUUUACCCAGUGAAGUUCUCAUCUGAAAUUGAGAUGACAGGAGUCAAUAUGUUCAGCUGGGCCUAUGGCUUUGGCUGGACCACUGCCAUUAUGGAAAUAUGCUUGGGAUUCUUCUUCUGCUGCCUUCCUAACUAUGAAGAUCAGAUCCUGGGUAAUGUCAAGCCCACAUAUUUUUACUCUUCCCCAUAAGCACCAGGAAAAAUGUGUUCAUAUUCCAGAGAUACCUGACAGACUAGCUAUGUUUUUCAGAAUAUUGUCAUCAGAUGUUAGUAGAAAAGGCUGGAAACUUUUCUAAUGUGUGUAGAAAUAUGCCACUGGCAUCUGCAGUAAAGUUAUCUACUCUAUAUUGGACUGUCAUAUCUGAUGUGGGUUGGUCAGAUAAAGCACAAAUGUUAAAACCCCUUGGUUUUCCUCUUUCAUUCCCAUGAGUGGGGUUUAUGUGGAUUCCACUGCAUUUUAAAUACAUUCAUCACUGUAAUGAAAUUCAGAAAAACUUAUUAAACUGGCAAUAAAAAAACCCCAAUGCAUAUCAUCUUCCUGAAGGAAAGAAACUCAAAAUAAUCCCAUUUUAUAUGUAUCAUCUUUAACCUGAGGAUUUUUGCACAAUUUUCAAAAAAGUCAAAUACAUUUGCCCACUGACUGCCAAAGUAAUAAAUUAGUCAGCCAGCACUUCAUAGCUUUGCUUCUAUUUUCAUUCAUUCACUUAAGCCAUAAGGACAGAGUAAAGAAGGGAUUAAAGCUCCCUACCAGAGACAGCAUCUUGACUUUUCCUCAUUCAUGUGGAAUGUAUUUAUUUCUAAAUAUUUACAAGAGUCAGCAAGGAACACCAGUAAAGCCUUAAGAAUCCUGAUGUGCCAUUGCUGGUGCCAGUACAGAGUGGGCAGAGGCAGAAGGGAUUUCAAGCCACCCCUGCAACCUGCAGACUUGGUUUGAUAAAACUCCUGCGGUGGCUUUCUUCUUGGCUGUCUUGACAUUUUUUUCUGCUGUAUCAAAACAUAUGACUUUAAAAUGCUCUGCUAUACUGGCCCAGCUUUUUUAUCCAGUGUAGAAAGGUCAGGUAUGAUUUCCCUGCACCUCAGGAGCUGAGCUGGAGCAGUGUGAGUGUAAGUAUUAUACAGUUGCUAAAAGGCUCCUUCUUUGUUCAUGUGCUGUUCUUAAGUAUUUUUAAAUUGGAAAGUGUAUACUGUCAUAUGUAACUGUAAAAUGCAUAAAUACUCCUUACCAGCUCAUACUAAAGCUCUCAUAAAGAAAAUCACAUCAUAAAACAUCUUCCAGCAUCCUGUACUCCACAGUGCCUCAAGCCUCAAUAUACCGCAAGCAAUGAAGUAUACUGAAGACUCUACUGGUUUCUGCCUUGUUAAACCUAAAUUUAUAACAUUCAAUUCAUUCUCUUAAGUGAAAAAAAGGGAUAAUAUGUGAUGUGGAAAAGGAGUCUCAUCUAAAUCCUUAACUACUGAGGUUUAUUAGCUUGUAACACAUCUGCAAUUUUGUAAUUGUGUGUACUAUAAAAGCCCUGCCAAGUGUUCUUUGUUUCAACAAAUUAGAGAUGGAAAAUUUUUCAGGUAAAAUUUCUUGGUACCUAAAACUAAUAAAGACACAGGGCUUCA